AUGUUUCAACGACUCCGCGACGCAAUCGACUCGCGAAUCGCAGAGGAACAAGCUCGACAGAGGUCAUCUCAAGAAUCUCUCGCGCGCUCGAAUUCAGCUCGUCGCCCCCCGGGUCGCAAUCUAUCCCCAAGCCAACGUUCCUCCCGCACACGGCGAAACACCGGAACGCCUGUACGCGGACCAGAUCCCACCGAGUUUGAGCCGGAAUUUGCUAUCGGGGAUGAUGACGCCUCUACCCUAUAUAGCAGGUCGUCAACCCCGAAGCCGGAGUCAACGGAGGCGUCGGACAAUGCCAAGGGGGAGAGAUCCGCCGAGAAAUCCGGGGACACCGAGGGAGCUGUGGACAACACGGUAAAUGGAAAGGACAACACACCCGCCAGGGAAACGGCUCAACCGUCUGCGGAGCUCCCGCCAGAGGUGAGAGCGAAGCUGCGGAAGUUGAACAAGCUGGAGUCGCGUUACCAGGAGCUUCUCAAGGCUUAUCGAGCUGCCCAUUCCCGAGUCUUAUCAAUCGAACCCUUCGAAGCCGCCUUGCGGGAAAACACUCCGCUAGCAUCAAUCGCCGACCCGAAAGCCCUGACCGAGUACCUGAACCAGAUAUCCCUCAAGGGAGAUUUAGUCUUGGAGGAGCUGAAACGUGUAACAACCGAGCGAGACGAAUUCAAGAAUAAACUCGGAGAGUCGCAAAAGGCCGAAAAAGCUGCGCAAGAUGAGAUUAGCAGCCUCAAGGAAGCUGCCAAGCAAGAAGGGUCGAAAAAGGAUGGCGAAGGCAGCGCAUCAUCUCCCAAGCAAUCCGGCGAGGAGGCGAAGGCGGAGAGUGAGGAAUUCUUUUCCUUCGACAAUGAACUCCCUCGUCUAGAGUCGGAACUGAAGGAGAAAGAGGAGCAAAUUGAGAACUUGAAGUCACAAAAUGAGAACCUGAAGCGCGACCUGGCAGUUGCACGCGAGUCAACCGAGGGCAUGGUCCAUAACCUGGAAUCCGCUACGCGAGAGCUUACCGAGCUGCGUGAUUUCAAGGAUAAGCAGGAAUCGGAAGUGGAAGCUCUCAAGACUUCACGCCAAACGGAGAUCGACGAGCUCAAGUCCAAACUGGAAGCCUCUGAAUCCACUCUAACUGAGACAACCGCCGAGGUCGAAAAGCUAAAGAUUGAUUUGAAACAGAAGACCGAUGAGAUUGAACAGCUACAGAAGCAAGCCAGUCAACCUGCGAGCGCUGAUCAACAAGCCGAUCUGGCAUCAAAACUUGAGGAAGUCAGCCAAGAAAAGGAUGCCAAUGAGAAGCGGCUCGGGGUACUGCAAGGACUGGUAGACAAUCUUCGAACGCAGCUGAAGGAGACUCAGGAGACGAUGUCAACUCUAAAGGCAGAUGUGGAGCAGAAAACGCAAGAUUCUGGCAAAUUAAAGAACAUUGUUGAUUUCCUCGACGGGAACAUGCAGGGUAACACGAAAUGGCAAGAAGCCAAGGAGAAGGUCAUUAGCGGGCAAAAGGCCGACUUUGAAGAACUUCGCCAGACAUUGGCCCCCUCGCCUACUCCAGAAGCAACAACGGAGAGUGCCGAGCCCGUACAGCAACCUACCAACGCCGCCCCGAGUACCGGUGCAGGGAAGAAGAAGAAUAAAAAGAAGAAGAAAGGUGGUAAAGGCGGCGACGAUGCCAGCAAACCGUCAAGCCCUGUUGAUGCCGAACCCACCCAGACGGCACCUCAACCCGCCGAACCAAGCUCAACCGUAGCUGAGCUCGAGAAAAAGAUUGAGGAACUGACGCAGCAACUCAAAGAGAAGGAGGCCGCCAUUGAUCGUCUCGAUUCCAAGCUCAAGGGCGAGGAGGACUUGAAGGAGGAGAUCGAGUCCCUGCGCGAUGACCUUCUCAAUAUCGGCCAAGAGCACGUCGAAGCCAAGGACAAGGUCAAGGUGCUCACGGCAGAGAAGACUGCUCUGGAGGGAACCAUUGCCAAGUUGGAGAAGGAGAUUACAGAUUUGCGCGCAAACAACGCGUCAACCACUGCAACCUCUGCGAAGGCCCAUAAUGACCUUAAGGGUGAGUAUGAGAAUCUCAAGGUGAAGUUCACCACACUCGAAACCGAACUUUCUGCCGCACAGCAGCUAGCGACGACGCGAUUCAAGGACCUCACUGAAUUACGAGAGUCCAUUCAGAAGAUCCAGCCCGAGCUCAAGAAGCUGAGAGCUGAAAGCACGGAGCUCAAGACGACCAAGGAUGAGCUGAAGAGCAAGACCGCCGAGCUGCGGACACUGGAGGGCAAACACGACGAUUUGCAGGCAGAGCUGAAGACCCUCAAGUCAUCAGUCUCGGAUCGCGAGACAGAGGUGAAGACCCUGAACCAGAAGAUCAAGCAAGAGCUAGAAAGCCGACUCAAAGCCGAAGAGAGCUUGACCGUCGCGCAGUCCGACUUGCGAUACUCGGAGAGCAGGAAGCAGGAAGCCGUCGAGGCCAGGCAGAAGGUCAUGUCGGACUUAUUCAAUGUCCAGGACGAGUUGAAGACUGCGCGCGCUAAGUUGCGAGAGUAUGAGCAACAAACUGGCCAACUCAACAAGGACCUUGAAGGACUGAAGGAGGAGAUGCAAUUGAAGACAGCUCAGCACGCCAGCGCACAAAGUCUGAUGAACAGUAUGCGCGAUCAGGCCUCAGAGCUUGGCAUGCAGAUGAAGGAAGCUCGAGAGCGGUGUGAAAGCCUUGAAGAAGAGUUAGCAGAUGCACAUCGUCUUCUCAGCGAGCGAACACGCGAGGGCGAAACCAUGCGGCGACUUCUCAAUGACAUCGAGGGCCGUACCGAAGCCAAGACUCGCGACUUAAAGGAGAGGAUGGAGGCAGCUAUCGAAGAGCGAGAUCGCGCCGAAGACGAAGCUAGCGCGCAAGGCCGACGCCGCGCUCGCGAAUUAGAAGAACUCAAAACGAAGCUCCGGGAAGUCGAGAAGUCACUACGGAGUGCAGAGGAAGACAAAGAGGAGCUGGAGCAUUCACAGAAGGACUGGAAACGGAGACGAGAUCACCUUGAAGCACAGACCGAACGAGCUACACAGGAGCUUCACGAUGUCCAGCAGGCCAUGGCUCGAUUACGGGAGGCUCUAGACGAGAGCGAGAAACAGGUCCGCGAUUUAGAGAAGGAGAAAGCCGAGUUGCGCCGGUCAGUCGAGGAAACCAACUCUCGCCUGGAGAAGAUGCGCAAAUCAAACAGUAAAGUGUUCUCCGAGGACAGUCGCUUUGGCGUGAACCCACAGUCAUCUCGCUCGUCGAUUGAUUCCGGCCCUCGAAGAGGAGUCACUUCUCCGAUACCAAAGACCCGCAGUCCGUCAACGCAGCGAAGCGAGACGCCCACUGGCGGCAUCGACUACAUCUACCUGAAGAACGUGCUUCUUCAGUUCCUGGAACAAAAGGACAAGAACUACCAGAAGCAGCUUAUCCCUGUCCUUGGGAUGCUUUUGCACUUUGACAGGACGGACGAGCAAAAGUGGAUGGCAGCCAUCACCUCGAAGUAG
This is a messenger RNA of Aspergillus calidoustus, 3495 nucleotides long. The record is from the annotation of a GenBank genome assembly. Lineage: Eukaryota; Fungi; Ascomycota; Eurotiomycetes; Eurotiales; Aspergillaceae.